Phaedon cochleariae (mustard beetle) is the source of this 1515-nucleotide messenger RNA. The record is from the annotation of a GenBank genome assembly. NCBI's taxonomy places the organism in Eukaryota, Metazoa, Arthropoda, Insecta, Coleoptera, Chrysomelidae.
AUGGGCAACCACCACGGACACACUUCAAAAUCUGGAAAUGCAACCCCUAACUCGGUGGCAAGUUCUCACAACAGUUCGCGAAAAAGCAUCACAAGAUCAAGUUUGGAAGCUGAACCCCAGGAAAAUCCCAGUCAAAUGUUACCUGUAGAAAAACUAGCAAAGAUUUUGGCAGAAAAAUCUAAACUUCAAACUGGAAGUAAUGGAAUCACCAUGGAAGUUUUCAGUCAAUGUCUGUUUCCUAGAUACCCAGUACUGGGUGAGAAACUUUUCAAAUACCUGCAGAAAAACAGCAAAUCAAGGAACACUAAUAUAGCAAUUAAUGCUUUCAAACAGCAAUGUGAGAGUUAUCUGGCUAUAAUAGAUGAUGAGACAGUGAGACAAACAUUAGUCAAAAUGUGGGCAAAUCCCAGUGAAGAAACUGACUGCAUCAUGAUGAGUCCAGAAGAUAUGACUUCUUUAUUGAUGUGCACCUAUCAUAUAAGUAUGGACCAUUAUUCUGAAGGUCCCCAAAUGUGCUUUUCCUGGAACAAAACUCUCAAAGCUGUUGUGGACAGCUGCUUCCACAACAAAAAGAGUCUGUCUGCUCAGUUUGUCACACAUUGGAUAGAAAGUAAUAUUCCUAGGCUACUGUUUCCAUUGCACAGAUAUGCUGUCCACUCUCUGGCUACUUCUUGGAGAACUUUGGAAUUGUGUGAACCCAAUUUGGCUGUUGGUGUAACAUGUGAAAUUGAGGCAUCUCCAGGAUUGGAGUUGGCCACCCCAGUUUUGGACCAACCGAAUCCGUUCGCGCAAGCCAAGCCCCAUCCUCAUCUGCUCACCAUGAGCAUGUCUUGGCUGCUGGCCGGAGCACUGCCACCUCUGUAUUCCAGACCGCAAAAGGCACAGUCGCCUAGCAGCAGCGGAAAUGGUCUGGCCAGCAUGUCCUUCCUGGCCAAACUGGUGUGUGCCAUCCCCUCCCAUUGGGCCAUCCUCUACGAUUCCGACGAGAUGGGCCUCGGUUCUAACCGCUUCCUGCACCACGUGCUGAGCUACAAGGGCCCCACCCUGAUCCUGAUCCGGGUGCAGGACGGGCAGAAGUUUUGCAUCGCCUCGCCCAACGAGUGGCGCGAAUCGCACCACUAUUGGGGCGGGGAGGAGUGUGCCGUUUUCCAGCUCUUGCCCAAAUUCCAGUUGCUCGAGAAAGGUCCCAAGAUGCUUUACCUGAAUUCGACUGUCAGGGGUUAUCCGUUCGGACUUAGGGUCGGCAAAGAUCCCAGAGCACCCAUCAUAAGCAUCGAUAAAGGGUUCGAAAAAAUCGAAUGGCAAAAGAUCCCCUACCACUUGGAAUGCAUCGAGGUAUGGGGCUGCGGCGACCCGGUAGCCAGAGAGAGACAGCUCGAAGUGAAAAAGUGGGAGGUGAAAGAGGCGGAGCGACAGCGAACUGUGAAAUUGAGCGCCGCCGAUUGGCUGGAUCAUCCGGACAGGUACUUACUGGAGUUGGCCGGACGACCUCAGUACCACCAGAAUCAGACUUAG